Molecule: messenger RNA, 2550 nt
Organism: Talaromyces atroroseus
Lineage: Eukaryota; Fungi; Ascomycota; Eurotiomycetes; Eurotiales; Trichocomaceae
Exons: 5
Coding region: 1-2550 (849 amino acids)
Cellular component (GO): microtubule; membrane; cytoplasm
Molecular function (GO): GTPase activity; GTP binding; microtubule binding
Source: RefSeq, a predicted model, not a curated record
AUGUCUUUGUUCAACUUCCCCUCUCCUGCCCCUCUCGUCCUCGUCCCUCUUUCUCCCUCUAUUCUGCUGUUACGCAUUCCAGCUCUUCUUCAAGAUGGGAUUGCAGGCACCGGGUUUGAGUUCCCUCCGCGAUUUGGGUCUCGUUCGCCAGCGACCACAAACGCCGACCUAGUGCCAAAUGACGAGUCGAUCAACUUUAUGACUAAAGAUAUGAGAGCCCUGGUCAAGCAGAUACAGGACUUGCGUCAUCUGGGCAUUGAAGACAGCAAAAUUGCAUUGCCUAAAAUCUGUGUGGUUGGUGACCAGUCGACCGGCAAAUCCUCUCUCAUCGAGGGCAUGUCUGAAAUCAAAGUUCCUCGUAGCGCAGGAACCUGUACGCGCUGCCCCAUGGAAAUCAAUCUCUCAGACAGCGAGCAGCCAUGGAAGUGCUCGAUAUCUUUGACCAGCUCUCACACGUUUUCCACCAAGCAAGGCUUUCGAAAAGCGACCAAGGCUAAACCACUAGGUCCUUGGAACCCUCUUGAUGAACCUCAAGACGAGCCGUUUAUGACCAUAUUCUCGAAGGAUCAGGUCCAGGACGCCAUAAAACGUGCGCAAUUAGCGACACUGAAUCCACACCACAACCCAGUCGACUACCUGCCAGGCUCCUCCAUCAAUAUCGAGAAUGCUUCUACUUUGGUCAAAUUCUCACCAAACGUGGUCCGUCUUGAUAUCACAGCACCUAGAUUCCCCAAUCUGUCAUUCUAUGAUCUACCGGGAGUCAUCAGCCAAACCGAAGUUGACGACGAAGCCUACCUCGUCACGAUAGUAGAGAACCUGGUUAAGCAUUACGUUUCACAGGAAAACUGCAUUAUUCUUCUGACACUGCCGAUGACGGACGAUGCCACGAAUUCCAGUGCAGCGCGCAUCGUCCGAGAAAUCAAGGCCACCCACCGCACAUUAGGUGUUCUGACCAAGCCAGAUCGCGUGGAAGAUGUUUCUCAGUGGACGGACCUCUUGACAGGUCAAAAGUUCCGCUUCGGCCAUGGUUAUUAUGUUGUCAGGAAUAACCCCGAUCCCAAAGUUGAGCACAGACUGGCCCGUCGCGAAGAAGAGCAAUUCUUUGCCGGCAGUCCAUGGACCGAAGACAGCCUUGCCGUCUUCAAACCCAGACUGGGUACGCGGAAUCUACAAAAUGCGCUAUCCAAGUUACUCCUAGACCAAAUCAAAGAAUGCCUUCCUCAUGUAACAACACAGAUACGUGAAAAGGCUCGGCGAAUCAAUGAGCAACUUAGCUUUCUUCCCGAACCAGUUAAUCAAAAUACCUUGUACAUCCUGUGCGCCAAACUCCAAGAACUAAAGUCGGCCAUAUCCGCAAGUCUGGACGGCGGCUCAAAGGAAAUGUCAAUAUUGAAGAUUUGGAACCAUAUUGCGGACGACUUUUUCACAGCAAUGCAGUGCACAAAGCCUGUGGUACAACUAUUGAGCGCCCAGGAGGUUUUCGUAAGAGCCUCAAGGGACACCGCUGGCGACAAUUCCGAUUGUGAAGAAAUCGAGAGCAUUCCAAGCGCGAAACAGACUCCGAAACGGAAAUUGGCUUCGGAUUCAGAAAGGGAACCGGCUGAAAAUCCUACAUCUACUAAGCAAGCUCUUACCAACCCUUUUCAGAAAUACCGCACAGAACAUUUCCUGCGCUUUCAAGAACCUGGAAAGACUUUUGACCUCCUGGAGAUCCGCGGCUAUAAUGAGGAUUGGUCAUGCGGUGGUCUACACAACCAGAUACACCCCAAGGCUAUUGAGCUAAUGAACAAACUUAGCAUCUCGCACUGGGAGGCGCCAAUGAGGGUAUUUCUCAAAAAUACCUACAGGCUUGUCAAAAGCAAAAUCCUAGAGCAGGUUAACAACGUGUUGACCGAGUAUCAAGAGACAGAUUUGCAACGUGAAGUAUUGAAGAUUGUCAUUGAAUACCUGGGUGAGCUGAAGAAGGACACUGAGUCUCAUGCUAACCAGCUGUACAAUUUCGAAAUGAAUCAACCUACCGCACGGGAUCGCGAGACUAUGCAAAAGUACGGAGAGGCUUAUUACAAGGAAUUGAAAAAGGCUCGCAAGCACAAAAAGGUACAGUUGAUUCUGAAAAGUCAAGGUCGAGAGCUCCCACCAGAUGCAGCAAAGGCAGAGAAAUUUGUUGAAUCAACAAAUCUGGGUCCUGAUCCUUUUGAGAAUGAAAUCAAAAUGAUGGCGACCACUGGUGCUUACUACAAAGUGGCAUUCGCACGUUUCGUGGACAAUCUCUGCAUGAGCAUACAGUUGAGGCUAUUUGCAAAAUGCAAAGAGAAUAUCUACAAUGAAAUCGAGACAAACCUCGGUAUCAAAGAGGACAGCGCCCUAUCUCGCUGUGCACAGUUGCUGGCCGACGAUCCGGAUCGCCAGCGUCGUCGGGAAUUUCUAGUCAAAGAACGAGAAAAAUUAGCUACUGCAUUGAAAUGGCUCAAUGACGCUGAAAAAAGCGAUAGUAGCACUGGUGACGAUGACGAUGACCAUGUCGACAAUAAACAGUCCGUUUUUGCGUAG